AGAGAGAGAGAGAGAGAGAGGAGGUGUGUUAGGGUUUAAAAAGAGGGAGCAAAGGAUUAAACGGAGACCGCGUUUUGAAAGCUCUCUUUACACUUUGCCUCCCCUCACACCGGUUCUAGGGUUUUAGCUUUGCCGCCUUCUUCUAUCUCCCCCUCUCUCCCUCUGCAAUCACAAUGAGCAACGACAAGGAUAGCAUCAACAUGUCUGAUCUCGCCGCUGGUGCUCUGUACGAAGAGGAUCGAGCAGGCCUCGUUAACGCUCUUAAGAAUAAGAUACAGAGUUUGGCCGGGCAGCACUCUGAUAUCCUCGAGAGUCUCUCUCCUGUAGUCAGAAAGCGUGUUGAUGUUCUUAGAGAAAUACAGACUCAACAUGAUGAAUUAGAAGCAAAGUUUUUCGAGGAGAGAGCAGCCCUGGAGGCCAAGUAUCAGAAAUUGUACCAGCCUUUGUAUAGCAAGAGAUACGCGAUCGUAAAUGGUGUUGUUGAAGCUGAAGGAGCUACUACUGAAGCAGCAAGUCAAGAGGAUAACGCUGCCGAAGAGAAAGGAGUGCCUGAUUUCUGGCUCAAUGCAAUGAAAAACAAUGAAGUUCUAGCUGAGGAGAUUACUGAGCGUGAUGAAGGGGCCCUUAAAUAUCUUAGGGACAUCAAGUGGUUUAGGAUAGAUAAUCCUAAGGGGUUCAAACUUGAGUUCUACUUUGACACCAACCCCUUCUUUAAGAACUCUGUCUUGACAAAGAUAUAUCACAUGAUAGAUGAAGAUGAACCCAUUCUUGAGAAAGCAAUAGGGACGGAGAUUGAAUGGUAUCCGGGAAAAUGUUUGACACAGAAGCUCCUUAAGAAGAAGCCUAAGAAGGGAUCUAAGAAUGCUAAGCCAAUCACUAGAACUGAGAAUUGCGAAAGCUUCUUCAACUUUUUUAGUCCACCUCAAGUUCCUGAGGACGACGAAGAUAUUGAAGAAGAUGCUGCUGAGGAACUACAAAACCAGAUGGAACAGGAUUAUGACAUUGGGUCUACCAUUCGAGAUAAGAUCAUCCCCCAUGCUGUUUCAUGGUUUACGGGAGAGGCUAUCCAAGGAGAUGAUUUUGGAGACUUGGAAGAUGAUGAAGACGAUGACGUUGAAGAUGAAGAUGAUGAUGAGGAUGAUGAGGAUGAAGACGAGGACGAAGAUGAUGAUGAAGAUGAUGAAGAUGAAGAUGAAGGCAAAACCAAAAAGAAGACAUCAGCUGCUCACAAGAAGAGUGGAAGAGCACAACUUGCAGACGGUCAGCAGGGCGAGCGGCCUCCAGAAUGCAAACAGCAGUAGAAUAUGAUUGUUUCCGAAAGGCGGGUUGAGUAGCUGAGCGUUCUCAUUGGACCUUCAGACUGUUUUGAUAGAAAAUGGUGGCUGGUCAUUUUUGUAUGAUCAAUAUAUUUUUACCUCUGUAUGAUGAGUGAUAGUCGGAGUGUUUCUCUUUUUAUUUUUACCUUAAGUUGGUCUAGAGGGGAUGUGAUAAAAAAGAUGGUUUGGAUGGCAUUGUGAUUUAUUUAUUGGUAUUUGAUGGACAACGUUUUUAGUACCCUAUUAAUGGUAUGUGUAAUUUUUUUUGGUU
Molecule: messenger RNA, 1587 nt
Organism: Prunus avium (sweet cherry)
Lineage: Eukaryota; Viridiplantae; Streptophyta; Magnoliopsida; Rosales; Rosaceae
Gene: NAP1;3
Product: nucleosome assembly protein 1;3
Biological process (GO): nucleosome assembly
Cellular component (GO): nucleus
Source: RefSeq, a predicted model, not a curated record